GUUGACCCAACAUUUUAGGCAAGACCCCAACCUCCUUCAAUCUUUUACACAAUCAUGGAGAAAGGCUCUCUCUCUCUCUCUCUCUCUGAACUGAAAACUCCACACUCGUUCACUUCCUCUGCAACUGCAAACACUAGAGACCAGAAGAUCAUGAGUACAACACAACUACCAUUGAGCAUAGUUCUCUGUCUCUCUCUGAUCUUUCGAUGCUCUUUCGCUGUCUCGCCAUUUGGCAAUAUCAUACCUCGCUUUCCUUCUCCUCUCAUUCAUCCAGAAAAUUCUCAACAACCAUCGCUCUCUAACGACCAGAGCAGCAACAAUGGGCUCUACCAGUCCAGGUACUUCACGCAAACUCUCGACCACUUCGGCUUCCGUCCCGAGAGCUACCAGACGUUCCAGCAGAGGUACCUGAUCAACUCCACCUUCUGGGGCGGCCCGCGGAGGAAUGCCCCGAUCUUUGUCUACACUGGGAACGAGGGCAACAUCGAGUGGUUCGCCCAGAACACGGGCUUCAUGUUCGAGACUGCACCCCGCUUCAAUGCCCUUCUUGUGUUCAUCGAGCAUCGGUAUUACGGGAAAUCGAAUCCAUUCGGGGGCAACAAAGAGGUGGCGUCCAGCAACGCAAGCACGCUGGGCUAUCUCUCUUCGACGCAAGCAUUGGCAGACUACGCGAUGCUGAUCACCGAUCUGAAGAAGAACUUGACAGCCGAGCAUUCGCCUGUGGUGGUUUUUGGAGGUUCAUACGGUGGAAUGUUGGCAGCAUGGUUUAGGCUAAAGUAUCCGCACAUUGCAGUUGGCGCUUUGUCUUCUUCUUCUCCGAUCCUCAACUUUGUCAACAUCACCUCGCCUUAUAGCUUCAACGACAUCAUCACUCGAGACUUCAGGAGCGAGAGCGAGAAUUGCUACAAAGUGAUCAAGCGAUCAUGGCAGAAGAUCGAAGAUACAGCGAAGCAACGUGGCGGACUCCAGAUCCUGCGAAAAUCAUUUGGACUGUGCAAGAACUCCAUGGAUGCGGGUUAUCUCAAAAGUUGGCUCGAAACUGCUCUCGUUUACACCGCCAUGACCGAUUAUCCAACUCCUUCCAAUUUCUUAAAUCCCUUGCCUGCUUACCCCGUCAAACAGAUGUGCAAGGUGAUAGAUGAUCCGAGCAAAGGAGAUGAUGAUUUCGCGAAAUUGUAUGGCGCGGCGAACAUCUACUACAACUAUAGCGGUGGCGUCUCGUGCUUUGAUCUAAUGGAUGAUUCCGAUCCUCAUGGCCUCGGCGGUUGGGCGUGGCAGGCAUGCACGGAAAUGAUAUUGCCAACAGGGGGCAAUCGAGAGAUGAGCAUCUUCCCAGCUCACAAGUAUGACUACAAUGAUAGAGUCGCCUACUGUGCACCUCGAUUCGGCGUCGUACCCAGGCCAGCCUGGAUCCCUACCGAGUUUGGCGGCCACAACAUAAGGAGGACCUUGAAGAGAUUUGGGGGCAACAUCAUCUUCUUCAAUGGCUUAAGAGACCCUUGGAGUGGUGGAGGGGUGUUGAAGAGCAUUUCCAAGAGCAUUGUUGCAAUAGUGGCCGAAAAAGGGGCUCACCAUGUCGACCUGCGAUACUCGACUAGCGAAGAUCCCGAGUGGCUUCAAGAUGUGAGGAAGAAGGAGAUCGAGAUCAUUUCGGGCUGGAUCUCUCAAUACUACCGAGACUUGACCAAAUCGUUUUCCUAACUGUGGUUCUCCAACUCAUAGUGCUUCUAGUUCUUCAACUAUCCAAGUGACAGCUUUUACUCUAGGGAUUAAAAUUUGACUCUUAGAUUUUGUUUUCGUAAAUGUUUCUCGACUGUAAUAGACAAUUAUCUGAUUUUUCACAUUACGUUUGAUUCA
Molecule: messenger RNA, 1857 nt
Organism: Syzygium oleosum
Lineage: Eukaryota; Viridiplantae; Streptophyta; Magnoliopsida; Myrtales; Myrtaceae
Exons: 10
Coding region: 55-1701 (548 amino acids)
Biological process (GO): proteolysis
Molecular function (GO): serine-type exopeptidase activity; dipeptidyl-peptidase activity
Source: RefSeq, a predicted model, not a curated record